GUUGUAAUCUUCUUAUCUCUGAAGGUGUAUUGAUUAUCAAAUACACAGUGCCAUGUUGUUCCUAGACUUUAUUAAAUUCAUAUCAUUAGCAGUUCUUUUAUCAUCGUACGUAGAAGGAGCAUGCCAACCUGGGUGGAUACAUUUUAAAACGUCGUGUUACUAUUUUAGCACAAACUCACUAAAUUGGCAAAAAGCUUCGACCGAUUGUAAGGGACGCUCAGCAAAAUUAGUGAGUGUAGACACAUCACAAGAGAAUGGUUUCAUUGCUGAAGAAGUAGCUAGAGUUGGUGGUUCAUUCUGGUUCGAUGGUACAGAUCAUGAUACAGAGGGAAGAUGGAUAUGGGCAUCAAGUAAAGAGCUAUUUGAUUUUACGGCCUGGCUUCCACAUGAACCGUCAAAUUUUGAGAACAACGAAGAUUGUUUAAUGACACAGAAAGGCUACCAUGGACAAUGGAAUGACUAUGCUUGUUAUCAUACUAUUCAAUUCAUCUGUGAGCAUGCUUCAAAUGAUCCUCCAGUUGGAUAACUUCCUUACUUCACAUCUAGUAAACAGAUAAAUUUGUUGAUUAAAAAUUACAAAUGUGUUGCAA
Mytilus trossulus (common blue mussel) is the source of this 590-nucleotide messenger RNA. RefSeq names its product C-type lectin domain family 4 member E-like. Bases 53 to 526 code for a protein of 157 amino acids. NCBI's taxonomy places the organism in Eukaryota, Metazoa, Mollusca, Bivalvia, Mytilida, Mytilidae. Gene Ontology annotation, molecular function: signaling receptor activity. The record is from RefSeq and is a predicted model, not a curated record. The transcript is spliced from 5 exons.